AUGCGUGGAGCUAACUGUUGGACCGAUCAUCCACUAGUGGUAUCGAGACUCAAACUCCGAUUGCGUCCACCGCGGAGGGCUUGUAGAGCAAGACCUACUAGCUUCGAUGUGGAGAAGUUGCAAGCUCUUGAAGUGCAGAGUGUUUUUGCUGAGGCAAUAAGUAAAAGUAUCCCCCACCUCGAUAUAGAUACUGGUAGUCUUGAAGCUGAUUGGAACACUCUCUCUUCUCAUAUAGUUUAUGUAGGAACGCAAGUCUUGGGCCUGAAAAAGCGCUUUAACGAGGACUGGUUUGAUGAGAAUGAUGAGAAGUUAGCUGUUAUUUUGGAAAGACAUCGGAACUUCUUACGACAACAAAAUCACAGUCGAAGCCAAUGUAAUAGUUUAUUAGAAACAAUCAGAAAUAGUGGAUCUACUCUGAGGAAAACUACUAGAGAGAUGAAAGACAGCUGGUGGUCGCGAAAGGCAGAGUAUUUGCAAUGGCUCUCUGAUACCAAGCAGCUCGGUACUUUUUAUGCGGAAGUAAGGAAACUGGUCGCGCCUAAGCAUAGAAGUAGUGUACCGUUAAAGUCACGCAGUGGUGAGCAGCGUUUAACAGCGAAAGAAGACGUGUUAAAGCGAUGGGCUGAGCACUUCAAGGAACUUUUAAACGAGGUCCAGUAG
Molecule: messenger RNA, 660 nt
Organism: Parnassius apollo (apollo)
Lineage: Eukaryota; Metazoa; Arthropoda; Insecta; Lepidoptera; Papilionidae
Source: the annotation of a GenBank genome assembly